Molecule: messenger RNA, 2619 nt
Organism: Aspergillus candidus
Lineage: Eukaryota; Fungi; Ascomycota; Eurotiomycetes; Eurotiales; Aspergillaceae
Product: putative C6 transcription factor RosA-like
Exons: 4
Coding region: 686-2416 (576 amino acids)
Biological process (GO): regulation of transcription by RNA polymerase II
Molecular function (GO): DNA-binding transcription factor activity, RNA polymerase II-specific; zinc ion binding
Source: RefSeq, a predicted model, not a curated record
CCUAACCCUACAAAGUCUUUCUUGUUAAUAUUAUCAUCAUGAUAAUCUUCUCCUCAACCUUUCCUCUACGAUAACUCUUAGUCUCGCGGUUUUUAACCACAGUGGGACCCCCUCUCUCUCUGGCUAUUUCCCUCCUUCUCUCCAUCUUAUCUCCCAUCACCGUUCAGCUGAAAUCUCACUACCGCUGUUUCUUUUCUAUUAUUAUCUAUAUCUCUGACCUCGAUCUCCUCCACCUCGUUUUCCUCCGUGCUCUCUGAAGAUCCACAUCAAAAAUAAAUCCCCUACUUGCUCCCCCAAUCUCUGUUCCUUACCGUUUUCUCGUAUUCUCCACGUGCCUAUCUGUCCGUCCUUCCUCCUCCCGCCCUCCACAUCCUGGGGCCCUGCGGCUCGAGGUUAUUUUUGGAGUCUGCAUUCUGUCACGCCCUAGGCUGGUCCUCCGAACUAUCUCAUAUACCCUGGCUUGGCCUGACCUGACCUGACCUGACCCGCUCUCUCGGUUCCCAUCCUCGUCAUUAUAUAUCCCUCUAUCCUCCCACCUCAUCUGUCUUCUUCUAUCCUUAUACCCAUCGAACAACUCGUUGCUUCCCUCUGUCGAUACCUAUUUUGCACGAAGUAGCGUGGUCGACUUGGACAUCCUCAAACCUACCUUCACUCCUUCUACUCCCCUCCCCUCCCUUCAGACAACAUGGCUGGUCCUGGCGGUGGCCCUCCUCGCAAGAGCCACACCAAGUCGCGCUUUGGUUGCCGCACGUGUAAGAGAAGACACAUUCGUUGCGACGAAAACUUCCCCCAAUGCCGGAACUGCACCAAACACAACUGUCGCUGCGAUUACAUGGAUGUGACCGCAGUGCAGGGCGAAUCGCAUCCGGUCCGCAAAGUUCCUGACCUUCUUAUGUCCGCCGAAAUCGAGAUGGAGAUCAAGAAUUGGCAGCUCACGGGGAUUCCACCCUUCCCCGAGUUGAUGCACUUCCCGCGCAAUGCGUGGAGCAGGCUGUCGCGAACUGAUCUUCGACUCAUUCACCAUAUCAUCGGUUUAUCUAUUGAUUUGCACCGGCGGGGCUUGAGUGGAUGCACGGUUUGGGCCCCGAAGAUGCCAAUUUUCCUGUCCCUCGCCUUGUCAUACGACUUCGUGAUGAGCUCGAUCCUCACUCUGUCGGCUUCCCAUCUCGCGUGGAUCACGCAAAAUAAGGAGACCAAGCAGCUGGCCUACCAUCACAGAGGUGUUGCUAUUCAAGGACUACACAAGGCGAUUGGAGCCUUUUCGCGGGAGAAUUGCGAUGCCAUCCUGGCUGCCUCCAUUCUCCUCUCCUGGCAAGCGUCAGAGUGGCAAAGCUGGGCUUCGCUGCAGCAGGGUCUUACAACCAUUCUGGACUCCAUGCAUCCCGCCUGGAAAGAUGAGUCCGAGCUGGCUCUCUUCCUGGAGAACCAGCGGUACCUGGGGUGCACCAACACCCCCGGGAUGUCAGGAUACCAGUUCCAGGAUGAAGACCUGACCAGUCUUGAUCAGACCGUCCUGACCCUCCAAAAUAUCCAGGAUCGAGUCGCCCACAACCACGAACACUACCGCCGAAUCGCGGAACUCGUCGAGUUCGUCCGUCACUUCCGCCGAGACCUGGUCUCGCAGACACCCCAGCAAGCGUUUGAGCGGAUGCAGCCGCUGCGUCGGUGGCUUUUCUGGCUGCCGCCUGCGAUGCUGCGCGGUGGUGAGGCAGACUUCCCAGCCCUGGCCAUCCUCGCUCAGUUUUUCGGCGUGGGAGUCGCGCUGGACAGUCUGUUUCCCGACCUUGGAGGCGCCUACUUGGGGCCGCUCUCCGUUGCCCCGAUCGAAGAAAUCUACCGCAUAGUCCUCACCACCAGCACCGCCGACCCCUACAACGCCGAGCUGCAGCUCGCAGCAGCCAUCCUCGAGCUUCCCCGCCAUAUCGUCGCAAACUACAAAACCCGCAUCCACUGGUCGCCACGCACCUCGAUCGACCAUUACUCUCCUCCUCCCCCACCCAGCCCAUACCACUACCACGACUACCGCCUCGCAUCCUCGUCCUCGCCCUCCUCAACCUCCGCCACCUACCCACCAUACACACCACCCCUCCAAUCCCCACCGGCCGUGAGCGUCGCGAGCUCGCCCUUUGACGUUUCCGCCACGUACGUGACCGCUCCAGCCUGCCAGCCUCUCUACCCGCCCUCCCCCCGCCUUCUCUCCGACCCCCACGAGGACUUUUCCGACUCCAGCCACGCCGGCUCCCUCCAGCACUCGCCAUCAUUCCCACCCCCAUUCAGCGCCGACCUAGCCUGCGAAAGCCUCGCCCGGGUGGACAACACCCUGGGGCUGAACCUCGGCCUCUACGGCGAACCGCAAGCUAUCGUCGGGGGGUAUAGCAGUGCCGAGCCGUGCUGGACCGGCACUAUCCCUGUGUGAUUGAUAUGAUAUACUUUUUAUACACCUAUACCUACGAUUGGUCACGGAACCAACGUUUUUGGAUUGUUUGUGUGUUUGAUAUUUUGUUUGAUAAUGGGCGAUUAGAAAGGCGGGCCACUUUUCUCCAUGAUUCUUUCUCUGUUGAUUUCUUUCUCCACUUUGGUUUAUCUCCCCACUUUGUAUUUGACCAGCAGGCAUGCGCU